AUGGCUGUGUCUGCCUGUGCAGGGAGAACGCAGCUGGCUCAGCUGAUCUGACUGUCUUGGACUCUCUCUCUCUGUUCCUCACUGCUGCCAACAGCCUGGGGAGAGCAUGAGCAUGACCAUGACCGAGAGGAGCUGGACCCUGCUCAGAAACACGCAAACACACCUGAGUGGGCUGGUCCCUCCUGUCUGAGCAGACUGUGCCACUGCAGCAUACAGCCAGUUUAUCAUUAACUUCCACAGAGGCAGCCUAAGCAGCAGCAGCCACAGCCUGCAUCAGGGGAAGCUCCCAGAGGCCAAUCCUUGGCUCACUGGCAGAGCCUGUUGCUGACAUGGCGAGCUCCAGCCCAGAUGAGCCGCCUGCUAAGGAGACACCAGACACUGAGUGCCCCAUAUAUGAAGAAGUGAUAUGCCUUGACAGAGUGGAGCAGAACCAAAGACUGGCAGUGGAAGAGCUGAUCAAGACAGAGGCCAGUUACGUCCACACCAUCGAGCUGUGUGUAUGUGACAUCCGCGUCCACCUCCAGCAAAAGCAGCUGCCUGACAUAGACCUGGAAGGGCUUUUCUCUAACAUAGAUGACGUCCUCUGUGUCUCCAAACGUUUCCUGAAAGGGUUGGAAGUGACAGUCAGCCAGGAGCCUGAGCAGCUGCUUCUGAUCAGUGCCUUGUUCCAGGAGUUCAAGGAGGAGAUGGAAAGCGUCUAUAAGGUUUACUGUGCCUGCUAUGAGCAAGCUCUUCUGCUGGUGGAGAGUUACAAGAAGGACCCGAGGUUGCAGCAGGAGAUUGUGGAGACCCUGAAUACGACGGUGCCUCACACAGGUGCUUCAGACCUGAGCUUCUUCCUGGUGAUGCCUGUGCAGAGGGUCACCAAGUACCCGCUGCUGCUGCAGAAGAUCUUGGAGAACACGUCAACCAGGGACAAUGCCUACUCUGCCCUACAGAGCGCAGCCAGCGCCAUGCUUGAGAUUAAUGCCAACAUCAACGAGUACAAGAGGCUCAAGGAAGUAGCAACCAAAUACAGCAAGGUCGAGCACCUGACACUGCGGGAGCGCCUUGGCCGUCUCAACAAGCACUCCAUUGCCAAGAAGACCACGCGGCUGAGCCGGAUCUUCAUGCACGAAGCGGGCAUUGUGCCCAAGACAGAGGACAAAGAGUUCGACCAUCUGGAGGAAAAGUUUCAGUUCCUGGCAUCUGGUGUGACUGAGCUGAAGGAGAACGUAACCUCUUACCUGAACAAUUUACAGAUCCUCCUCCUUUCCAAACCACAGGAGUGCGAGCUGGAAAUGGAAGGAGCUGCCCAGCAGUAUCGUCUCCUGGCAGGAAUGCUCCAUCGCACCAUCUUCCCAGAGUUUAGGAGACGGCUGGAUCAGCUGGUUUACCAGCCACUCUGCAGCCUGUCAGAGACUCUGAAGGGACCACAGCAGCUGAUCAGGAAGCGCCUGGACAAGCUGCUGGACUAUGAGGAGAUCGAGGAGAAGAAGAGUGAGACAGGCAACAUGACGUACGAUGAGGAGGCCACCAUGAACACCUACCUUGCCAUCAACACCCUACUGGUCUCUGAGCUCCCCACCUUCAACCAGGUCGCCAUGCAGUGGCUGGGGCAGAUACUGCGCUCGUUUGUGGCCCUUCAGAGGGACUUGGCCAAGCAGGUGCUCCAAGAGGCUGAAAUAGAGCUGGCCCAGCUGCCGCAUAGCCACGUCCCUUUGCCUACUUUCUGGAAGAUGGUGAAGGAGACUUUAAGACAGUCUGGUGCUCAGCUUAACUCCUUCUGCCAGAAAUUUGAGACGGUCAUGCCGAGCCCUGUGGUACAGCCUCUUAGCCCUGCUGAGGAGCGCAGGGUCCUUUCACUUGUCAGUAAACAUGGCCCAGAGAAGCUCUACCAGGUGACAAGCAACAUCAGUGGCAGCAGAGAUCUGGACCUGACCCUGCAGCGGGGACAGAUUGUGGCUCUUCUGCACGAAAUGGACACCAAAGGCAACACUAACAGAUGGCUAGUGGAUACUGGAGGUCAGCGAGGGUAUGUCCUGGCUGGGAAACUCCAACCAUAUCAUCUGGUCCAAAGUCAAAAGCCCAGGAUGCAGAUGCUGGCCCCGGACGCUGGGGCUGAGAGAAGACGGCACUCUUACACCUUACCCGAAACACCCAGGCCACAGGUCCUCGUCACCCCUCCGGCUUUCCAGGUGGUUGCAGGUUAUGCAUUCACAGCCAGGAGCCCCCAUGAGGUCAGUCUGCAGGCAGGGCAGCCAUUGACAGUGCUGGAACCUCACGAUAAGAAGGGAAGCAAGGAGUGGAGCUUGGUGGAAGUCAAUGGACAGCGGGGCUACGUACCUUCCAGUUACCUGAUGAUGGUCCCCACCCAGGAGCUAGGGGGUUGGAGUUUGCCUGCUUGGUCUCUACCAACUCAGCAAACGUAGCAGCAGAAGCAAUGUUCAGGACUGAGCGAUCCACUCCCCUACCCACCCCAUCUCUCAGAGAGGCUUGGCACAUGCAGUGAGUAAAACUGGAAAAUGAGCUGGCAAAGAAAUGAAGAGGCCCUGCUGGACUGAGAACGGGAAGGACAAAAACUACUGACAUAGAAUUUUGCAUGGGAAACUUUGUGUGCAGAAAAGGGGGUGGGUGGGUGUGUGUUACUCUGAGAGUGCCUUUUGUGUUGUCAUGCAGGAGGGCAUGAAGGUAUGAGGGUGUGUUUGUGUCUGCAUCAUCCGAGCCAUUAGCAAUUCUUUUUGAAAAGUCACGGAAGAUGAGAGAGAUUCCAGAGGACUGGAAAAGGGUAAAUACGGUGCCAAUCUAUUAAAAAGGAAAUAAGAUCAAC
Messenger RNA from Chelonoidis abingdonii (Abingdon island giant tortoise), 2809 nucleotides. RefSeq names its product Rho guanine nucleotide exchange factor 37 (gene ARHGEF37). Lineage: Eukaryota; Metazoa; Chordata; Testudines; Testudinidae. Gene Ontology annotation, molecular function: guanyl-nucleotide exchange factor activity; protein binding. The record is from RefSeq and is a predicted model, not a curated record. Gene Ontology annotation, cellular component: cytoplasm.